GAAUAAGUAUAAGAAUAGGAAUAAGAAUAGGACUAGGAAAGCCUCUCAUUUCGCCCAUCCUAUUUCACUCCUCUUUUUGUCUGAACAAUACAAAAGCCCCAGCUCUUACCUUCUCCUUUAGCAUUUUUUUUUUCUUUUCCUAGUCAACCAUUUUUUUUCGCUGUUUUAAGUCAAAGAAAUGGCAGAGGAGAAGAAGGCCCAAGCUGCUGGGGUUUGGCCAAAGGUUAAGCCUUUUGUCAAUGGUGGUGUAUCUGGUAUGCUCGCCACCUGUGUCAUCCAACCUAUCGACAUGAUCAAGGUGAGAAUCCAACUGGGUCAAGGAUCAGCAGCAACUGUCACCAAGACCAUGCUUAGAGAGGAGGGUAUUGGUGCUUUUUACAAGGGGCUAUCAGCUGGACUGCUCCGGCAAGCUACGUACACUACUGCCCGACUUGGAUCAUUCAGAAUUUUGACAAAUAAAGCAAUUGAAGCCAAUGAUGGGAAGCCUCUACCUCUAUAUCAGAAGGCUUUAUGUGGUCUGACUGCUGGUGCUAUUGGAGCCUGUGUUGGCAGCCCAGCUGAUUUGGCACUUAUCCGUAUGCAAGCUGAUGCCACUUUGCCUGCUGCUCAGCGCCGAAAUUACUCGAAUGCAUUCCAUGCUCUCUAUCGUAUUGUUGCAGAUGAAGGGGUUUUGGCACUUUGGAAAGGUGCAGGCCCUACCGUAGUCAGAGCCAUGGCAUUGAACAUGGGAAUGCUUGCCUCUUAUGAUCAAAGUGUUGAGUUUUUCAAGGAUUCCCUUGGCUUAGGAGAGGCUGCUACAGUGAUAGGUGCAAGUACGGUUUCAGGUUUCUUUGCUUCAGCUUGCAGUUUACCUUUUGAUUUUGUCAAAACGCAAAUUCAAAAAAUGCAACCUGAUGCUGAGGGAAAGUAUCCAUACAGUGGCUCUUUAGACUGUGCUAUGAAGACCCUCAAGUCUGGAGGGCCAUUCAAAUUUUACACAGGAUUCCCCGUAUAUUGUGUUAGAAUUGCUCCGCAUGUCAUGAUGACUUGGAUAUUCCUCAACCAGAUCCAGAAGGCGGAGAAAAAAAUGGGGUUGUAGAGUUCUCAGAGAGGGGAAUUAAUGUUUUACUCCAUUCAUCAAAUAAAAUCUCUAUUUUUGGCUUUGUUGUAAUCUUUUUUUCUGGUUCUGGCAAUUUCACACACCCUCAAAGUCAAACCAUUUUGUUUACAAAUUUUGAAGUGCAUUUGAAGUGGGAUCUUCAAAGUUCUCUUAUUUUCUGUGGUUGAAGCAGAGUCAAGAAGUAGCAUUUGAAUCUGAGUUACUGAUUUGAAAGUUCACAAGGAACAUUACAUUUAAGUAAAAUAAAUGUAAACUAUAAAUAGGUAUUUGGGAAUCUUCA
Durio zibethinus is the source of this 1379-nucleotide messenger RNA. RefSeq names its product mitochondrial dicarboxylate/tricarboxylate transporter DTC-like. Lineage: Eukaryota; Viridiplantae; Streptophyta; Magnoliopsida; Malvales; Malvaceae. The record is from RefSeq and is a predicted model, not a curated record. Gene Ontology annotation, biological process: transmembrane transport.